AACCCGAGUUGUGUGCCCUAUAAUUGACGUGAUCAGUGACACUAGUUUCGAAUAUGUCCCGGCUUCAGACAUGACCUGGGGUGGCUUCAACUGGAAGAUGAAUUUCCGGUGGUACAGAGUACCACAAAGAGAAGUUGACCGGCGCAAUGGAGAUAGAACUCAACCUGUCAGGACACCCACAAUGGCUGGUGGCUUGUUUUCAAUUGAUAAAGAAUAUUUUGAAAAAAUUGGAAAAUAUGAUGAAGGCAUGGAUAUUUGGGGUGGUGAAAAUCUGGAAUUAUCUUUUAGGAUUUGGAUGUGUGGUGGAACUUUAGAGAUAGUAACAUGUUCACAUGUGGGACAUGUAUUUAGAAAGUCAACACCUUAUACAUUUCCUGGUGGUACUAGUAAGAUUGUAAAUCAUAAUAAUGCUAGACUUGCUGAAGUCUGGCUUGAUGAAUGGAAGGAUUUUUUCUAUGCUAUCAAUCCUGUUGCUAAAAAGGUUGCUGCUGGCAAUGUCACUGAAAGGAAAGAACUUCGAAAAAAUUUGGGUUGUAAAUCUUUCAGGUGGUAUUUGGAAAACAUCUAUCCUGAAUCCCAAAUGCCUUUAGAUUACUAUCAUCUUGGUGAAAUAAGGAACGAAGUAACAAAUAAAUGUCUAGACACAUAUAACAGGAAAAAUGGAGAAAAUGUGGCUGUCAGCCAGUGUCAUGGGAUGGGAGGAAAUCAGGUAUUUGCAUAUACUAAGCGAAAACAAAUAAUGUCAGACGAUAAUUGUUUGGACGCAUCAUCUCAAAGAGGUCCUGUCAAGUUAGUUCGCUGUCAUGGCAUGGGUGGAAACCAGCAAUGGGAGUAUGAUGAAGAAGAAAAAACGAUUAGGCAUGUAAACACUGGAAAAUGCUUGGACAAGCCAGAGGAUAAAGAUCCAACCCUACCUGUGCUAAAAGACUGUGAUGGUAGGAUGUCACAAGUAUGGAUUAUGAAAGGCAAAUUUAAAUGGCAAGUGUCAUAAAUAUAACAAAAGAGAAUAGUGAACUUUUGCAUUUGAACAAAUUGAACACUUAUGUGCUAUAUUGUGUAUGAUUUCUCUACCUUGAAGUUCCUUCAAAAUAGACUUCUAAUCAAGGAGAAAUAAGACCGUAACUACAUUCCAGUGUCACAUAAGAAUACAAUCUGAAAGAGAUAUUGAGAUUUCUUGUGUAUAAUUUCAUAGUUCCUUGUGCUUGAUUAUGUUCCAAAAAUGUAUAGUGUUAAAUUUUUUAUUUAUUUUAAUAUAAUUUAUUUAAACUUUAUAGGUUUUGAUUUGUAAUUAGUAAACAAACAUUCCUCUUGGUAUAUUUUAGAUGCAUAAUUUUAAUGAAAAUCAAUUAUUUAUUCCAUUUAACAUUAUGAACUUGAUAAAAAUUUGAUUAUCAAGUUCGUCAAAUGUGGUGUCAAAGGACAAUUUACUGCCUAUUGGGCAAAUGUUAAUAAGUAUAUAUUUCUUCAUAGUCGCAUUGUUGCCCUAAAUCAUGGUGCCAAUGAUAGGCAUUAAAAAUUGUGAUAUAAGUGUUUUUCUUCUGAAAUUUUUGUCCAAUCCAAAUUUUUUUGUAAAUUCAAAAUGCUUUGUAAUUUAAAAAUCCAGAGUUACUAAGCUGUAGAAAAUUAUACAAGCUGUAAAAUAUCUGCAAAAUAAAAAGUCUUACUUUUUAUAA
Molecule: messenger RNA, 1673 nt
Organism: Stegodyphus dumicola
Lineage: Eukaryota; Metazoa; Arthropoda; Arachnida; Araneae; Eresidae
Product: polypeptide N-acetylgalactosaminyltransferase 13-like
Biological process (GO): protein O-linked glycosylation
Cellular component (GO): Golgi apparatus
Molecular function (GO): polypeptide N-acetylgalactosaminyltransferase activity
Source: RefSeq, a predicted model, not a curated record